Molecule: messenger RNA, 528 nt
Organism: Macrosteles quadrilineatus (aster leafhopper)
Lineage: Eukaryota; Metazoa; Arthropoda; Insecta; Hemiptera; Cicadellidae
Product: adenylate cyclase type 6-like
Exons: 3
Coding region: 1-528 (175 amino acids)
Biological process (GO): cAMP biosynthetic process; adenylate cyclase-activating G protein-coupled receptor signaling pathway; adenylate cyclase-inhibiting G protein-coupled receptor signaling pathway
Molecular function (GO): adenylate cyclase activity
Source: RefSeq, a predicted model, not a curated record
AUGGAGCAACUGUUUCAAAGAUACGUGCUGCAGGCAAACAAGAUUCAUCUGAUCCAUGUGCUCGGCCUCUUGAUCGCCUCCUUGUUUGUCAUGUUUCUCGGACUCGUCCUAAUCUUCGUUGUCAGCUCUUCGUCCGGAAAAUCCCACAGCAAGUCUGACCGCAACAAGAGUAUAGUAACUUUACUCUUUGUGUCUGUCAGUAUAUUUGUGUUUGCUAUUUUGUUGGGAAUAGUGGUUUUUCACAAGAAGACUAGUGAAACAUUUCUGUUACACAUUUCCUAUGGCAUGACAGCUACGUUCUUAGUUUUGGAGAUGGCGCUGACCCGCAAUGCUGCCAACUUAUGGGCCACAGUGUUCUUCGUCUACAUCACCUACGCUCUGCUGCCAAUACGCCUUCUGGAAGCAACCCUGGCUGGCUUCUCGCUCUCCAUCAACCACAUUCCUGCUUUCCAGAAAGAGGUCGUCUUGCCAAGCUCCCACGUCAAUCUUAAUGAGGUUGUUCAGAUUGUUCAAAAAUCAAUAGUUUAA